GAUGACCAUAAAGGAAAAUAAACAGAAAGCACAUGGAGCAGCAGUGACACAGACAGAGGAGCAGGAUGGGAGGAUGCAUUAGCUCUGAGACUGAAGGUCUUUCGUUCCACCCUUUCACCAAGGGAUCCCAUAUAAGCCUGAACAGCUGCUUGCACCAAGCAGAACGCCAGCAGAGCUUCCACCAUGGCAUCGUCUUCUCCAACCGACCCCUGCGCUCCAAGGAAAAACUGAGGAUCCGGGUGCUCAAGGAAGAGAUGCGCUGGCACGGGGCCCUGCGGAUUGGCUUCACUUCUGUGGAUCCCAGCACCCUGGAACCCUGUUGUCUACCACCUUUUGCGUGUCCUGAUCUCACAAAUCGCCCUAGGUUCUGGGGGGGCGGUAUUCCCGAGGAGUUGUGCCAGGCGGGGGCACUUCUAAAAUUCUGGCUCAGCAGGGAUGGAAAAGUAUUCUGUCAGCAAGAUGGGGAGCCUUGUGCAAGAGUCCUGUUCUCAGGAAUCCCUAAGAAUAAAAAGCUCUGGGCCAUGCUGGAUGUCUAUGGGAAGACAAAAGCUAUUCAAGUCGUGGGUGGUCCCAGUGGAAAGAAUCAAAUGUUGUCAUGUCAGUGCCAGAUAAACAAAGAUGCCCAACAUCUUGAAAAUGGGCACAGUGAGGAAGAGAUCACAGAGCAGGUUGUGAUACCCGCUGCCAACCUGAAUAGCUGCACUGACACCAGCGCUUGGCAUUCACAGAAGAAUUUCCAUAUAUUCUUGGGCGAUGAUCCCAGCUGUGUGAUCUGCCAGGACAAGAUGGCCGACACCUUGCUGCUGCCCUGUGGACAUUGCAAUUUCUGCCAACACUGCAUUGAGCAGUUACAGGGACACAGUCAGAGUUGCCCUCUUUGUCGCCAAACAAUUCACAGUGCCCAGUCUAUUGGAUGCGGGAAUUCUAUCCCUAACCCAAUAACCUGACACUUCGAUGGCGCUAAGAAUUGAUGCAGCAUUUUAAUGCGGCUCCACUAUAUGCAUUUUCUGCAACAGGAGGGCACACAAACCAUGUUCCCGGCCUGGCCAAUUGCUGUACAAUGUGACACCGCACUAGAAAUGGAGUAACGGAAGUCUAAUAGUCAUGAAAGAUUUUGAUUGGGUAAAAAGUACCAUCAUUAGAGUGUAAUCAGUGCAAUAUCAGGGAAUGUAAAGCAGACACUCAGGGAAACCAGCCAAUCGGUAGGAGCAUCCCAGGCUGGACCUUUUUUUUUAUACUUACAAUUAAUAUAUUGGAUAUUGGAUGGGACAAAACUGGAUUAUAGCAGUAGUUAUACAGCCCUGCGGGACUCCAUGCUGGAAUUAGUUAAUCAGGAGUGUGCAACCCGCAACUGAUAAGAUACAAUUCCCAGCUCCCACUGACACAUAUACUGGAAUAAUCAAAAGCAAACUUCCUAUAUAUUGCAUAAAACAACCAAUGCAACUAGUAACCCUUUAAAGGGAACUAUCCAGAAUUCUAUAGAGUAUAAUGUACCCCCCCUAUUGUAAAAUAUAAAGAAAUUACAAGUUACCAGGGAAUUCCAUGAUCAUAUAAAGGCACAAGGUCAAA
Molecule: messenger RNA, 1569 nt
Organism: Xenopus laevis (African clawed frog)
Lineage: Eukaryota; Metazoa; Chordata; Amphibia; Anura; Pipidae
Gene: neurl3.S
Product: neuralized E3 ubiquitin protein ligase 3 S homeolog
Exons: 4
Coding region: 66-947 (293 amino acids)
Biological process (GO): negative regulation of Notch signaling pathway
Cellular component (GO): postsynaptic density; plasma membrane
Molecular function (GO): ubiquitin protein ligase activity
Source: RefSeq, a predicted model, not a curated record